Molecule: messenger RNA, 1002 nt
Organism: Hibiscus syriacus
Lineage: Eukaryota; Viridiplantae; Streptophyta; Magnoliopsida; Malvales; Malvaceae
Product: small nuclear ribonucleoprotein-associated protein B-like
Exons: 1
Coding region: 16-888 (290 amino acids)
Biological process (GO): mRNA splicing, via spliceosome
Cellular component (GO): U5 snRNP; U4/U6 x U5 tri-snRNP complex; U4 snRNP
Molecular function (GO): RNA binding
Source: RefSeq, a predicted model, not a curated record
CUGUGAGUCGCCAAAAUGUCGCUGUCAAAGAGUUCCAAAAUGCUGCAGUUCAUCAACUACCGGAUGCGGGUCACUAUCCAAGACGGGCGGCAGCUGGUGGGCAAAUUCAUGGCUUUCGAUCGCCACUUGAAUCUCGUCAUCGGCGACUGCGAGGAGUUUCGCAAGCUUCCUCCUGCUAAAGGGAAGAAAAACCCUAGCACUAACGAGGAACGUGAAGAUCGUCGAACGCUUGGGCUUGUACUUGUCCGUGGCGAAGAGGUUAUCUCUAUGACCGUCGAGGGUCCUCCUCCUCCUGAAGAGUCUCGUUCUAAGUCCGCCGCCGCUAAUGCCGUCCCUGGACCUGGUAUUGGUUGUGCUGGUGGCCGUGGUAUCCCUACCGGUCCUUUCGUUCAAGCGCAGCCGGGUCUUGCUGGGCCCGUUCGUGGCGUUGGUGGUCCGGCUCCCAGGAUGAUGCAGCCCCAGAUUUCACGCCCGUCGAUUCCGCAGCUUUCGGCUCCUCCGAUGCCUUACCCUGCUCCUGGUGGAGGUCCACCUGUGAUACGUCCGCCUGGGCAAAUGCCGCCCGGGGCUUACCCUGGUCAGCCACAGCAACCUCAGAUGCAACGCGGCCCACCUCCUUCGGUACCGCCACCAGCAUUUGGAGUAAGGCCGCCUCAGCAAUACCAAGUCUCACCACCACAAUUUGGUCAGAGGCCGAUGGUUCCAUCUCCGGGACCAAUGAUGAGAGCCCCCCCUGGUCCGCCACCUCCGAGGCCUGGGAUGCCUGGUGCACCUCCACAACGGCCGGGAAUGCCUCCUCCUCCGGGUGCUGUCCCUGGUUUCGGACCGCCACGCCCUGGAAUGCCGCCACCUCCGCAAAACCAGCAACAGAAUCAGCAGCAGCAGUAGGAGUGCUUUUGAUUUGGUACGGCAUAUUUCAGCUUCCAAUUGUUUCUAUUGUCUAUUUUGCUGGACUGAUAGAUUAUAUUUUGCCACCAAUCUGUGCUAGAGAUUAACUAGGAC